Indicator indicator is the source of this 2664-nucleotide messenger RNA. It is a transcript of the gene ZC3H12C, whose product is annotated as zinc finger CCCH-type containing 12C. NCBI's taxonomy places the organism in Eukaryota, Metazoa, Chordata, Aves, Piciformes, Indicatoridae. Gene Ontology annotation, cellular component: cytoplasmic ribonucleoprotein granule; nucleus. The record is from RefSeq and is a predicted model, not a curated record. The transcript has 6 exons. Gene Ontology annotation, molecular function: RNA endonuclease activity; metal ion binding; mRNA binding. Bases 1 to 2664 code for a protein of 887 amino acids.
AUGUCUGUGUGUUUUCCAGGGAACGAAUACGGAACACUUUAUAUUCAGGAAUACAAGAAAAGCAGCAAAGUGGAGUCAAGUACAUGCAGCAGCUUCAUGGGCUUGAAGGAUCACCUGGGGCAUGACUUAGGCCACCUUUAUGUGGGGAGCAGUGGCACACAAAUAAAUGCAAUUGUACCUUGGUCAAUGGUGGAGAAGCCAACGAUGGAUAAGGUUAAUUCUAGGAAAGAAGAUGUAGACAAGGAGACAUCUGAAGAGAAUUCUGGAAGUUCCAGCUGUGACUCUGAAGAAAGCACAAAUUCUGAUAAUGAUUCAGAAAGACUGAAUAAUUCUGCUUCAGAAUCACAUUUGCCUAAGACUCACCGACAGCUGUGCCGAUCUCCUUGCUUAGAGCCUCAUAUACUAAAAAGAAAUGAAAUCUUACAAGACUUUAGGAUAGAAGAAGCUCAGAUAGUACCUAACGAAGUAAAACCCCCUGAUGUGGUGAAAGAAUAUCAAACCAAACUGGAGUUUGCACUUAAAUUGGGUUACUCUGAAGAGCAGGUUCAGCUUGUACUAAAUAAACUUGGUACUGAUGCUUUAAUAAAUGAUAUUUUGGGAGAACUUGUCAAACUUGGGAAUAAAACUGAGACUGAUCAGACUGUAACUAAUGCUAACACUAGUGUAAUACGUGAAGCAUCUUCCAUAGAGUCUCAGAGGUCAGAGUCUCCACUGCAGGAGGAUAUGACAGAGGAUGGUGACAACCUGAGACCAAUAGUUAUUGAUGGCAGCAAUGUUGCAAUGAGCCAUGGGAACAAAGAAGUGUUUUCCUGUCGAGGAAUCAAAUUGGCAGUGGACUGGUUUUUGGAAAGAGGCCAUAAGGAUGUUACUGUGUUUGUGCCAGCAUGGAGGAAAGAGCAGUCGAGACCUGAUGCUCUUAUCACAGAUCAAGAAAUCUUGCGUAAAUUAGAAAAGGAGAAGAUUCUUGUGUUCACACCAUCCCGCCGGGUGCAGGGGAGAAGGGUGGUGUGCUACGACGACCGAUUUAUAGUGAAGUUGGCCUUUGAGUCAGAUGGCAUCAUUGUGUCUAAUGAUAACUACAGGGAUCUAGCUAAUGAAAAGCCUGAAUGGAAGAAGUUCAUAGAUGAACGCUUGCUGAUGUAUUCAUUUGUUAAUGACAAAUUUAUGCCUCCUGAUGAUCCUCUUGGUCGCCAUGGUCCAAGUCUGGACAAUUUCCUUAGGAAGAAGCCUAUUGUGCCAGAACAUAAGAAGCAACCAUGUCCAUAUGGGAAGAAAUGUACCUAUGGACACAAAUGCAAAUACUAUCAUCCAGAGAGAGGAAAUCAACCUCAGCGAUCUGUGGCUGAUGAACUUCGUGCCAUGUCUAGAAGUGCAGCUGCCAAAACUACAAGUGAAGGAGGACUGGUAAAAAGCAAUAGUGUUCCCUGUAGCACUAAAAAUGAUGUCACUUCUGAGCUGAAGCGUGCUGCUCCAAAGAGGCAAUCAGAUCCUAGUAUAAGGACUCAAGUCUAUCAAGACUUGGAGGAAAAGCUUCCCACCAAAAACAAAUUGGAAACCAGGUCUGUACCUUCUUUAGUUAGUAUACCAAGUUCCUCUGCUGCAAAACCCCAAAGUACUGCACCUUUAACUAAUGGCCUUCCAUCUGGAGUUCACUUCACACCUCAGGAUCAAAGACCACAGGGACAGUAUCCCACAGUGAUAAUGGCAACCAAAAAUCAUGGAACACCAAUGCCUUAUGACCAAUAUCCAAAAUGUGAGUCUCCUGUGGAUGUAGGGUAUUACUCCAUGCUGAGUGCAUAUUCAAAUCUAAGUAUAUCUAGCCCACGUAGUCCUGAAAGGCGCUUCUCCUUGGACACAGAUUAUAGGAUUAGCUCUGUAGCUUCUGACUGCAGCAGUGAAGGGAGCGUCAGCUGUGGCAGUAGUGAUUCCUACGUGGGUUACAGCGAUCGCUCUUACAUGAGUUCGCCUGACCCGCAGCUAGAGGAGAACUUGAAGUGCCAGCAUAUGCACCCCCAUGGCCGCCUUAACACUCAGCCCUUCCUCCAGAGCUACCACGAGCCUCUCGCACGAGUGCAAAGCUAUAGUCACGAAGAACCAAAGCAUCACCACAAACCUCCAGUUCCAUACAUGGCUGUGCACCUACAGCAUCCAGCAGUCGCUGCUCGUUCUAGUUGUCCAAAUGAUUACUCUACAUCUCAGAGUUCACCACAUUCAAAAUCCAUGCAUCUGGGGAGAGCCCUCGUGUCCACAAGAAUAGACAGCAUUUCAGACUCACGUUUAUAUGAUAAUUCUCCACUAAGACACAGAAAGCCUUAUUCUGGCCAAGAUGGGCUUGGAAGCUGGGAUAGGCAGGGUUACGGGAUGGAUGCAUAUGGCUACCGCCAGACCUACUCCUUGCCAAGUAACCCAACACAGCCAUGUUAUGAGCAGUUUGCCUUCCAAAGCUUACCUGAACAGCAGGACCAGACCUGGCGAGUACCUUACUGUGGAAUCCCUCAAGACCCUCCAAGGCUCCAAGACACCCGGGAGAAGGUUUACAUUAACCUCUGCAACAUCUUCCCCCCUGAUCUGGUGAGGAUCGUCAUGAAGAAGAACCCUCACAUGACAGAUGCUCAGCAGCUUGCUGCAGCCAUCUUGGUGGAAAAAUCUCAGCUAGGUUAUUGA